This is a messenger RNA of Gossypium arboreum, 732 nucleotides long. RefSeq lists its product as uncharacterized. The transcript is spliced from 4 exons. Lineage: Eukaryota; Viridiplantae; Streptophyta; Magnoliopsida; Malvales; Malvaceae. The record is from RefSeq and is a predicted model, not a curated record. Bases 1 to 543 code for a protein of 180 amino acids.
AUGUUCAUUAAAAUAGUUUUGAAUGACGUAUUUUUCGGUUACUAUUUCUACUUUUUAAAUCUGUAUAUUGCUUUACUUACAGCUCAAUUCAGUAGGCACAUCACUAAACCAUCACUAAACCAUUAUUUGGUUGGCUGUAAUUGGUUUAUUUGGUUGGCUGUAAUAAGCUAUUAUAGCCCUAUUCCAUACGGGCUUAUUCAGGGCAAAAAUGUUGUUUACCAUUCGGUGGUCUCCCCACAGAAUGAUGAUUCAGGAAAUGGGUGGGUAUUUAGUUACCAUCCUUAUCGGAAAGGGGCGUGGCUUGUGGAGUUUCUACAUAAUGAUCUUAAUCUAAAGACCCUUAUUCUAGAUCUGGCUGAUGGUGAAGAAAGAUUGAGGUCACUACUUAUACUUUCUUGUUUAUCAUUUCAUGUCAAGGAAAACAAAAUUUUUAGAGUUGAUGAAAGCAAAUAUGCGUUUGAAAUGAAAUGGUUAGAGAAGCUCAUAUUAAGAAUGGUUAACCUGCUUGAAAAAGAUGAAUUGUGUAUAUUGAAAAACUAUUGAGGUUACCAAUGAAUUUAAAGAAAGGUGAAGUUUGGUUUUGUGUAGCACUUUUGAGAAAUUAAAUGCCAUAUGGUGUUAUGGUUAGAAUUGUUCAUUGUCUACUAUUUGUGUAUUUGGUUUAUGUAAUAGGUUUGAAUAUUUUGUUGAAUGUAGGGGUUUGAUUUUGAGUAGCCCUUUUUGUUGGGUUCA